Lodderomyces parapsilosis is the source of this 360-nucleotide messenger RNA. It is a transcript of the gene MVB12, whose product is annotated as Mvb12p. The coding region runs from base 1 to 360 and encodes 119 amino acids. The record is from RefSeq and is a predicted model, not a curated record. Lineage: Eukaryota; Fungi; Ascomycota; Pichiomycetes; Serinales; Debaryomycetaceae. The transcript is spliced from 2 exons.
AUGAACAUGACUUAUUACUCCAUCCUUUUCAGUAUGGACGAUACUGAUAAACCUGAUCCUAUACUUAAACAAGUGCCAUUGAUCAAAAAUCCAUCCUACCAACCACCGAAAGCGGUAUCAUUAAGGACCAACUAUAGCAAGCUUUUACCGGCUUUGCCACGCACAGUGGCUCCACCAAAUCUCAACAUCACCAAAGAGGAUAUUGAUAAAUGGCUGAGAGAACUUAAUCAAUUCAAAGAUAGGAUCGGGAAUGACCGGCAACUGGAUACUUUUGUUACUAGCUAUGAGAAAUGGAUCAAAGAACAAAGUACCAAAGUAGCACCCGGAUUUGAUUACACCAUUCUCACACCAAGAAGGUGA